Molecule: messenger RNA, 1722 nt
Organism: Plasmodium adleri (nom. inval.)
Lineage: Eukaryota; Apicomplexa; Aconoidasida; Haemosporida; Plasmodiidae
Product: probable protein, unknown function
Exons: 1
Coding region: 1-1722 (573 amino acids)
Source: RefSeq, a predicted model, not a curated record
AUGAACAAAAUAUGGAAUAUCACUUUUUGUCUUCUCUUCCAUUAUUUGUGUAUAAUUAAAAACAAUGUGUCGACUAAUGAUAUUACGAAGGAAGAUAAACAUAAUUUAAGACAUCGUUUAGGAAUUGAUAAUUUUAAUAUAAAAGCAGAAAACAAUACAUGUGAAAGGGAAAAUGGUAAAAAAGGAAGUGAAGCUUCUGAAAAAGAAACAAAGGAAAAAAAUUCUUCAAAUAGUGAUGAAUCAUCUAUUAAUGAUAAUGAUAAUACCUUACCAAGUGAAGAACAAAUGGAUACAAAUUUAGAUAUACGAGAUAAAACACAUAAUGAAAAAUUAAAUGAAUCAUCUAUUACAAAAGAAAGAACUGAAGAAAAUAAUUCUUAUGAUGAUGAUGAUAAUAUUAUAGAAUGUCGUUAUCCUGAAGAACUUGUGGGUGAAAAGGAAAAUCGUCAAAAUUCUUUUGAUUUACGAUCUAAUACACUUUUAAGAGAUAUACUAAUUACACCUAAGUGUGAUAAUCCUCAUAGUGAUUAUUCUAAUCAUGAUGGAAUAAUAGAGAAACAUGAAACUUCAAAAAUAACUUCCCUUAAUGCUCCUCCAAGUUCUAAAUGUGAUAAGAAAGAUGUUUCUAUAGAUGCUGUAAGUGAAGAUGAAGAUCCUUCUGAGUCAUCAAGUGAUUCAUUACAAGUAGACAAUAAUAAUAGUACUCAUUUGGAUGGACAUGAAAGUAAUUCUGGAUCUUUGCAAUUAACAUACGAGGGACACCAUGAUGGAAAUGAUGGAAAUGAUGGAGUACAUGGAGCAACAGAAGAUAGAAAAAAAGCAAGACCAGAUAAAAUAAAAGAACUUAAUCAAGAAUGUGUGGAAUGUCUUCAUGAUAUAACAAUGGAUAAGGUUGAGCGACCUGAAAAAAAUGCAGAAUCUGAUGAUGGUGACGAAACAGAUGAAGUAACUUAUGAUGAAAAUGAUGAUUCCAGUUUUGCUAAUAAAGCAGAACAUGAAACAAAUGAUAAUCACGAUUACUCCUUAUCAACUAUUUAUAUUUUGAAUGGACACUCUGAUGAAAAAAAAAGUAACAUGAAAAAUAUUGGUUUAAAUAAUUUUAAAGAUAUUUCAAUACCUACAAUGGAGGAAGAAAAGAGUGUAUCCAAAAUGGAGGAUGUAAAAGAAGAAGAAAAUAAUUAUUAUAAAUAUAAAAAAAAUAUAUUAAAGGGAACGAAAAAAGAGAGUGGAAAAGUAUAUGAUCUAUAUGAUUAUAUAUUAGAUUGGGUAUUUGGUCCUAUGAAAAUUACCGAAACAAAUAUUUCUAAAGAAAAUGAUUCUUUAGAAUUAAAACAAAAGAAGUCAUGGGAUGGAACUAAUAUAUUUAGUGAAAAUGAAAAUUUGAAUGAAGAUACAGAAGAAGACGACGACGAAGAAGAAGAUAUAAAUUAUGUUGAACAAUUAAACGAGAUUCAAGGUGAAAUACCGGAAGACGAAGAUGAAGAGGAAAAUGAAGAAAAUAUUGAAGAAGAGGAGGAUUUGGAUCACCACAAAAUGUUGAAUGAAAGCAAAAUACAUGAUAUAGAAAAAAAAAAUAAAAAUGUAGAAAAAAAUAUUAUAAGAAAAGAUAUAAAAACAACUAAAUAUACAGUUAUGCACCUUGAAAAAUAUAAUAAUAUUAAGAAAGAAGCUGAAAAUUUUUUUAAAACUAUAAUAUAUUUAUUUAGUGAUAAUAACUUAUAG